AUGGCGGGACCCAAGUUCGAUGCGGAAGGCUUGAGAGAUGAGUGGGAUUCGAUUGAGGCCAUCCGAAUCCGUCUGCGCUCCGGGAAACCUUUGCUUGAUGGUACAAUGUCCGAAUACUCGAUCAACAGAUGCAAGGCAAAUCGGGAUGUCAUGGUUCCUCUAUUGCUUCGCUCUGUGGCCUGUGAACACAAGCGCCCAGAGGUGGAGCUUCUGAGAGAAGAGAUCGAAAAUUUGCUUAUGAUGAAUCAGACAGAGUUUUCGGAGUCGCAUAUUGAUGAUAUGGCAUGGGAAUUGCGCAAACUUCUUACUUUCAUCAAGCGGCUUCGGAAUGCAAAGAUGCGGGCCUCUGCGCCCCCAGCUGCUGUGAGCUCUCCGGCUCCUCCUGUGGCCACUCCUGUGGUGACAAGAUCCCUGGACUCUGACGAGACCCAAGUGACGGACAUCUUUGAUUGCCCUACCCCAACUGAGCAUGCUGUUCCUUGUGACCUGGCCAUCGACAAAAGCUUGCCAGCUGAUUUCCUUCGUGAUCAGUAUCAGCACGGUGCGGCUGCUCAUGCAACCCCAACACGACUGUUGUUUGCUGCAGAAACCGAGCCGAUUGCUGAAGCAACCCAGCUGCCUGCUGAAGCACCCGAGCCGAUUGCUAAAGCAGCCGAGCUGCCUGCUGAAGCACCCGAGCCAAUCGCUGAAGCACCCGAGCCGAGUGCUGAAACACCCCAGCCGAUGGAUCCUCUCCAUGAUGAUGAGCCCAUUCCGGAUGAGUCGAAGGUGCUUUCUCAGCUUGGCCUGCGCAAACGCAAGAAGGACGUGAACAAGCUGGCCAAGGCCAAGAAGCCAGCUCCCAAGGAGAAGGUUAAGCGCAAGAAGUCAGGGCUGUGUAAAUUGCGCCGAAGCAAGCGGGCCUCGACAUCCGUGGCUUGCGGCAGUGGGGAUCCGAUGCCCGACGGUGAUGCUGAGGCCUGGUGGUCACGAGCAGACCACUGGGUUUGGGAUGAUGAGAUGAACAAUUAUGUGAAGCUCGAGAAGGGUGAUGGCUACAUUAGUGUCCAGACACCUGAGGAUCAUGAUGAUGCUGCUAAGGCUGCUAAGAAGGUCAAGACCAAAUGCAGGGUCAGAGGCAAGACCCCGGAGGCUGAGCCCGAGGAGUUGGAAGAGCGUGCCGCCCCGACCCCGAAGCCGAAAGCAAAGGCGAAGUCCAAAGCAAAAGCUUCCCCGAAGGCUUCCCCGAAGGCUUCCCCGAAAGGUGCUGCAAAGGCGAAGGCCAAAGCAAAAUCCAAGUCGAAGUCCAAAGCAGAAGCUUCCCCAAAGGCUUCCCCGAAAGGCGUUGCAAAGGCUAGCAAGAAGGGCGGCCGUCGACCCAGGGCAUCGUCAGUGGAGGCUUACGAUGUUGAGGAGCGCGAUGUGGAGUGGAUUUCCGAUUGGGUUCGGGAGUCAAAUCUCACAGGGUCUCUCGAUGAUUUCAAGCUGUCUGUCAAGCCCUUCCUCCCCGACAAUUCGUUUGGAUACCGGUGCAACAUCUACUGGACAACGGCUAAGUGCGGUGUGACACUGAGAUUCACGGAUGAGUCUGGUCAGAAGAAGCAAACCGAUCUCGUGACGUUUGGCUUUGGCAAGACACGCCUAGCAACAGCUGUUGCGAUUUCCUGUGCCUGUUCCGUUGCAGUUUGGUUGCAUUGA
Symbiodinium sp. CCMP2592 is the source of this 1677-nucleotide messenger RNA. The record is from the annotation of a GenBank genome assembly. Lineage: Eukaryota; Dinophyceae; Suessiales; Symbiodiniaceae.